Molecule: messenger RNA, 735 nt
Organism: Panicum hallii
Lineage: Eukaryota; Viridiplantae; Streptophyta; Magnoliopsida; Poales; Poaceae
Product: glycine-rich cell wall structural protein 2-like
Exons: 1
Coding region: 23-526 (167 amino acids)
Source: RefSeq, a predicted model, not a curated record
UAGUAGAAGGUCACAAGUCACAAUGGCAAGCACCAAACUAAUAGCACUGAGUUUCAUUGUCCUCAUGAGCAUGGGGUUAGCCAAUGCUGCAAGGGUGGCUAGAUACUCUAGUGCCGGUGGAACAGGCACGGGAGAGGGAGGGGGUGGCGGAUAUGUGAAUGGUGCGGGAUCAGGGUCUGGGUCCGGCACCGGCUUAGGUGAGAGCAGUUCAAGUGGUGUCCACACAACUGUUAGAGGGCGUGUAACUAACCAAUAUGGUGGGAAUGGUUACGAUGGAGGGUCCGGGUCAGGUUCAGGGUCUAGUACAUAUAAUCAAGCAACCUAUUUUGGUUAUGGAGAACCUUCGAACGCUGGUGGUGCUGGAGGACAAGCUGGAGGUUACUGGGGAUCUAGUGCACAGGGGUAUGGUAGUGGCACUGGAUCUGGCUCUAGCUACUCUAACCGGUAUUGGUACGGACCUAGUUCUACAGGUGCCAAUGCUAAUGGUAAUGGUGGUGGGUCUGGGUACGGCAAUGCAAACCCCUGAUUUCUGCAUCAAAUCAAUCGAAACUAGGACUCCAUUGUCCUUUGUUGUUUGAUGUCGUGCAAUUUCGAUUUCUUUGUAUGUUUGUGAUGCUUUUGUUGCAAUCAAAUUAAUAAAGGGUCCAACUGUUCUUGUAAAUGUAGCAUUCAGCUCAUGAAAAGAUGUUGUAACCAUGUCAGUUCAUCGAUACUCAUUUGCCAUUUGGUACUGUA